AUGAAGAACCGCUGGGAGGGCCCUCAAAAGAAAAACAAUGAAGUUUACAAUUACGACGGUGACAAGUUCGUACCGUACCUUCAACAAGACCCUACGUAUAUUAUAGAUAUAAGCCCAAGGGCGUUGGCUGUGGGUGGGAUGCAUGGCGUGGCUAUAUCUAAUCCUAAAUCGAAUGUUAUUUUACGAAAAGGUCAAGUUGCUUCUAUAAUACACAGCCCUAUAGCUACUGCCAUCGUCGGAGCAGGAGGUAUAGCCCACGCAGAUGCUGCAACUCAGUACAUACCUUUCUAUGGCGGCGCAAAAGGACAAUAUUUAGAAGUCAAAAAAGACACACAAGGGUCAAUCUUAAGCGAGAAAGUUGUAGCUGAAGAAAGCAUAAGUAGCGAGAAUAUACUCAAAAACAGUGAUGAAAGUCUUUUGUCUAAAGUAUUGGCAGCAAACCUACAAACCCUAAGGUCCCUAUCGAAUAACCUUCUAAAGUUACAAAAUAUAGGAAGAAAAACUGGAAGUUUGGGCAAUCAAGAAAAGACGACGUUUAAAAGCCAACUGUUUUCACUUGGAGAAGCUGCUUCGAAUACGAUAAAACUCAUAGAUGAAAUAGGAGAAGAUAUUGAUGUAUUGUUCAAAAGGAAUGCGACGCUUGUAAGAAAAUAUGACGAUAACUAUGAUGACGACGUUGGCGAAGAAGGCAUCAGUAUCGAUUCUCCGCCAAACUCCGAUGAAUCUUACUACGAUGGAAAACUCAUUGCUGACGCAAAACCUGUGGGGUUAGCAGUUGUCGGUGAUAGUGGACUAGCGGCUUCUCGGCCUAAGGCUACUGCAGUGGCAGCGUCCGGCAUCGCCAUCGCUCGGCCUAUAGCGACAGCUAUCGCUGGUAUCAAUCCUGCGCAUCUUGGCAUCGAUUAUAAUGUCAACCAAAAGGAAAAAAAUGUUAGAUAUAAGGGAAAAUCGGUU
This is a messenger RNA of Brenthis ino (lesser marbled fritillary), 954 nucleotides long. NCBI's taxonomy places the organism in Eukaryota, Metazoa, Arthropoda, Insecta, Lepidoptera, Nymphalidae. The record is from the annotation of a GenBank genome assembly.